GCGUAACUAUUGUCUACUGUUUCUUGUCUACAAAAUAUGAUACCCCACUGCAUUCAUUAAGCACGACAUCAAUCCGAGAUUGGUUGAUAGCAGGUAGUUCAAAAUUUGUAAAAUACCGUGAUUGUUUUAAGCUGGGCGUUCAUAGAAACAACAUGCCAUACAAGAACAGCGAUAAGAGAAAGGAGAAGUCCAGAGAUGCGGCAAGAUGUCGCCGCAGCAAAGAGACGGAGGUGUUUUACGAGUUGGCCCAAAAUCUGCCGUUGCCAAGCAGCGUGAGCACCCAACUGGACAAGGCCUCCAUCAUGAGGCUUACCAUCAGCUUCCUGAAGAUCUGCAAGAUCAGAGAGGAGAAACAGUGGCAUGAUGAUGAAGAACAAUGUGAAGAUGGUGAGAUUCAGAAGCGUCUUCAUCAGAUGUACCCAAAAGCCUUGGAGGGAUUUGUCCUCAUCCUCUCUCGGGAAGCUGAUAUUGUAUACCUGUCUGAAAACACAGCCAAGUAUCUCGGCAUCCAACAGAUUGAACUGAUGGGACAGAGCAUUUUCGACUUCACUCACCCAUGUGACCAUGAAGAGAUCCGUGACAUGAUGUCAGAUCGCCCUCACGGCUCCAAGGCAGUGUCCGAGGAGCGCACGCUCUUCAUCCGCAUGAAGUGCACGCUGACCAGCAAGGGCAAGAGUGUCAACCUUAAAUCAGCAACAUACAAGGUGAUCAAGUGCACAGGAAGGCUGGUUGUGGCCAAGACGAAGAGCAAGAAGGACUCUGACGAUGCCUCCAUGUACCCCUACCUGCUGGCCGUUGGGGAGCCCAUCCCCCACCCCGCAAACAUCGAGGUCCCCCUUGACAGCAGCACUUUUCUCAGCAAACACAACAUGAACAUGAGCUUCACCUACUGUGACGACAGAAUCCAGGACCUGAUUGGAUACAACAAUGAGAACCUGAUUGGCAAAUCUCUCUACAACUACCAUCAUGCACUAGACAGUGAAAUUGUGGAGAAAGCUUUCAAAGAUCUGUUUGCCAAGGGACAAACUAUGACUGGUCAGUAUCGGUUCCUGGCCAAGAAUGGAGGCUACGCCUGGGUCAUCACACAGGGAACUAUCAUCUACAACAACCGCACACAGAAGCCCCAGUGGGUUGUGUGCGUCCACUAUGUCCUCAGUGCCAUUCAGGAGAAGAACAUGAUUUUGUCAGAAGUUCAGCAGCAAACAGCUGAGGACCUCUUGUCCUUCAAGAUGGAGCAGAGCACGGACAAGAUAUUCGGACCCAGGACAAAGGACAUGGAGCAGAACUACUUUGUUCCUGAGGAACUCAAGAACAACAUAACCUUGGUCAACAAUGAGCCUGCUGAUCUGUCCUACUUGGCCCCUACAGCUGGAGACGGCUGUGUCCAGCUCGGAUACCCUGUCUACUCCCAGGUUGCUGAUUUCGCAUGCAUGGAUAAGGAUUUGCCUCCUCCAAUGUGUAAGGAGGAGCCUGAUCCUGUACCCAGAGACGUUCACCGCAAUCAGGAGUUCAACAGCAACAACCCCUCACCUGCAUCACUGUCACCCAGGAUUCAGAGCCCCGAUGAGUACCAGACAAUAGCCAGUCCCACUGACGUAGAUCUAAUGGACAAAUUCUUCUCAACAAUGGACACCACGCAGAAGGGAGGCUCUGACAGUGACAUGGAGGAUGUCGACCUGAACAUGAGAGCCCCAUACAUCCCGAUGAAUGCUGACGAGGACUUCAGUCUUGUGCCGCCCAGUACAGACUCGCUCUUCUCACUGCAGAACGACUUCAACCCAGGACUAUUCGGUCGAACCGAGUCUGUGUUUAUGGACAAGAAUGCUUUCGAAAUCCCUCGCCGCCCCAUGCAACCAAGUGUUCGAGACAUGAUUGGAGGAAGUACAGUGGUCGCAAGCAUAGAACAGCCACCUGACACCAUGUUACUACAAGUCAAACGGCCUCUGGACAUGAAUAGCCUGGAAAAAGGGCCUCCUGUUGCGAAAGCAGUAAAACGGAAUGAUCCGAGGCCCUUGCUUGGAGUCAUGCCCACUCCAAGCAGGCAAUUCCAAAGGCUGUUCCUGCCACCUCCCCCUAUGAGGUCCAUGAUACCGGGCAAAAGCUGUCGCUUCAGCGUAAAUCCAUUUUGUCUUCCAGAAGGUUUGCCCAGCAAGGAAAGCGUAUUACUUAAUUUAUUACUCACUGGUGAAGAUCGUAACCAUGGUUACAAAGUCAACUCAUCUCUCCAACGAAUGCAUGGGUUGAAACAUAAUUUGUUCACGGAUUUGACUCGCCAAGACUGUGAAGUAAACGCUCCGACGCAAUCUCAUCAUCUCCUUCAAGGCGAGGAUCUGCGAUCCGCCCUCGAUGCAGACUGUCGGCUCAACAAGCGUAACAUGACUGCCGCCAUGUAGCCAACCCGGAACCUCGAGGAGGAGGAACACGUCAAAGGCGUGGGGAAGCAACUUGCCACCAAUUGUGCAGCUACUGGAUAGCACUGAUCUGCACGCUUGUAGGAUAGUACAAUAGGCUGCCCCCGGCAGACAUCUUGGAUAAAUGAGAUUUGAAUAUCUUCCCUAGCCAGUGUAAACAAGCACUAAUAUUGGUUUACUUAUUCUUGAUUGUUUCCCGUGUAACCAUGUCAUGUGUUUUAUUGGUAUUUUGCUGCGGACACUUUUGCUAUAUUGGAAAGUGUUCUUGUUCAGUGGACUGCAGAGUGAAUUUGUUUCAACAAGAGGUUUAAUCUCUUGAUGUUCUCUUUAGCUUCAAAGAAUCAUUAUUUUGCUUUCAUUAUGACCAUGGAUGCUUUAAUUCUGCACAAAGUAGUCUUUUGUCAUGUUUUUGCAUCAGCGACAGUUGAUGUGAGAGAGGUGAAGAGGAAUUCUUUUCCAGCUCACUUGGACAAAAGGUCAGUGGACAUGGUCCAUCCAUCAUCAGUCAUCCAUAACCUUUUUAUAUUUCAUUUUAUUUCCAAGACAGCUUUAUUCAACAGAUGAAAUUUGUUUUGAAUGGGGAAAACAAAUCAAAAUAUAAAAAUGAAUUAUUGUAUUCAUUUUGUAAAAUUGUCUUCUGCAUCUUGACAUAGCAAGUUCGAAAUCAAUAAGGGAUGAAGUUAAAGGGGGUAGUACAAUUUAUUAAAUCUAUAAUGAAGCUGAAAUUUGGAAAUAUUCAGACUGACGAAGGAUUUACCUACCUUGUUAUGUGUUUUAUUUAAUGUGCACAGUUUUAUUUGUAGACAAUAGCAACAGCCUUUGAAAUUCAUGCUGGUCUGCUAGCCUGAGACUACUAAAUCAAUUGACAUGUAAACUUUCAAUGAUGGUAGUCCGCAAUGAUUCUCAUUAUUAUUGAGUGCUAAGGUUAUGAACCAGUGUCAGUAAUCAAAGAUAUUAGACCUUUUUGUCUCAGUCUAGCACCCAUUAACUCAAUUUUGUCCAGACUAGUCUUAGAAAACAACAAUUUCCUUGGGCUGACUGACAUUUGAUUGUUUCUUCAGAUAGAAUGCUUUUUCAAGGCCGACCUGGGCCUUGUUCCACAAAGUGAUUCUGUCAUAAGUCUGUGUUCAGUAGACUGAACUGCAGGAACAUCUUCCCAUCUGGGUCAACCCAAGCCCCACACAGGGAGUCAAGAACUAUGACUUCAUUGGAAGAAUGUGAUCCCCUUAACUCUCUCAUCACUUUAUGGAGCAGGGACCAGUAUUGUUGGUCUGGAUAUGAUGUAUAGAGCAUGUUGAUGUGCUUUAUAAAGAAUCUUAAUCACUGUAUUUGACCACCAUUGUGCCAUUCUGUGUCUGGUUUGGCACUUUCAUGUCAAACAGACAUUAUCAUGUUGUUAUCUGUUGUAUUAUGAAAUAUAUAUUAAUAUUAUACCGUAAAAUGUCCAAAAAAAAGAGAAUGAUUUGUAGUACAGAAUGUGGUAUAUCUUAGAGCGUAGUGGGACCAAGCUCACUGCCAGCAUUACCAUGGUAACAAAAUAUGAUUAAUAUGCCUGAAUUUCACCCAAUCAAAAAUGAAGUAUUGGCAGUUGAUACUCAGCUGGAAUAUGAUUUCAUGGACUCAGCUGGUAUAUAAUUUCAUGGAAACAGCACAAAAAUGACAAAACUGUUCUUCCUGUGCAGUAGUUGAAUUCUCAUAUACUUAACUUUGCCAUGAUCUAGUCUCAUCUCAUCUCACAGUACGUUGGCGUUGCUGUAAAACAAUUGUUGCUAUGUUCAGUAGUUUCUGCUAUGAAGAAUGUAGCUGAGUGUAUUGGACACAGAUUACACUGAAUUUCAUCCCUUGGCUCUCAUAUUGGCAAUAUUGUUCUGAAGAUCAUGCUGCAGAAUUGUAAAAUUUGUACUGUUUUUAAUGUCUUGAAAAUUCAUGUUUUGAUGGCGUUGAUAUGGGAGGGAGGAGUAUUUUUUAUUGGAUUUGGUUUGAUUUGUUAGAAUUGGACUAUAUAUACAAACUAGAUUUCUUACGAUUGGUUUCAUUUUGGUCAUGUUUAGAACGUUUUUGAAAUCACUCUCUCAACAGAGAGCGUCACUCAUACCUGCAUAUUUUUAAUAUUCUCCCAUAUUUUUCAGAUGCAUUUUGUUACAAAUAUUUGACACAGUGUGUUAUUAAUGGUAUUACUAUGAUAGAAAUAAAGUCAUCUUUAUUCCA
Molecule: messenger RNA, 4619 nt
Organism: Haliotis rubra (blacklip abalone)
Lineage: Eukaryota; Metazoa; Mollusca; Gastropoda; Lepetellida; Haliotidae
Product: hypoxia-inducible factor 1-alpha-like
Exons: 15
Coding region: 153-2393 (746 amino acids)
Biological process (GO): cellular response to hypoxia; regulation of transcription by RNA polymerase II
Molecular function (GO): RNA polymerase II transcription regulatory region sequence-specific DNA binding; DNA-binding transcription factor activity, RNA polymerase II-specific; protein dimerization activity
Source: RefSeq, a predicted model, not a curated record